AUCGCUUACUACAUUCCUGUUUGAGAAGGAAUUUUUACUUUUAUUUGUACAGUAGUGUUCACGAUCUAACAGAAAACGCAUUCCUAAACACCACUGUCUUCAUUCUCAUCUAUCCUCCUCAGUUCUUAUCGACGUUGGAAUGAGACGAAUAAACGGACCGUUGAACCUAUCGCAGUCAGUUUAGUUUAUCUCUCUCGCGUGAUUGCAGUGAGAAAUAAUAAAAACAGAGGAAAAAUGUCUAGUGAUAUUUUGGAACCUUUACCUUUAGAAAAGUGGCAAUUACUUGCCGAAAAAUUAAAAAAAAAUUGGCCCGCAAAUGUUCAAUAUUACUAUUUUGUUCAUACUGCAAAAAAAUGGAAAACAAAGGAACCGAAUAUUCCUAUUACAAUUUAUUGCCUAAAUGCAGAUUAUAAUUCUGGAAUAUUCGUUUCAGUAUCUGAUUUCACAAUUUAUUCUGUUAUCGCUUUUGCUCAUGAAGGUUUUGAGAAAUUAUUGUACAAGGCUGUGACUGAAAGUAAAUUUAUAAAAUGGAACAAAGGUGUUUUUCUCCCAGCGAUUCAAUUGCGACUUGUUCCAACCGUUUACUCUAUCAUUGACUUUUUGAAGGUGAAAAAAAAUUUAGAAAUAGAAUGGAAUGUUCCGGGCAAUUGUUUCUUUAAAUCCAAGGAAGAGUGUGCCGUUUUUGAAGUACAAGUUCCUGAUGAUUGCUAUUUGAAAGAACUCGAUGAUACUCAUAUUCCUUUAAUUCAUUCCGUAUGGCCGCAUCGAAAUGAAGAGAAUCCUGAAUUAUCAACAAGACAUGUUAUGGCAAUGGUAAAAUUUAAUGGAGGAUUAGGAUUAUUUUCAAAAGAUACCAAUGAACUGCUAUCUUGGGCUGUACAAUCGGAGCUUGGUGCUAUUAGUCUUGUUCAAACAAUUGAUCGUUGUAAACGAAGAGGAUAUGCAAAAAUUGUGACAAAUGCCAUUGCAAAGGAAUUAGCAAUGAAAGAAAUUGAUUCAUUUUUGUUUAUUGUAAAAGGAAAUAUUCCCUCGGAAUCAAUGUUUAGUUCAUUGAAUUGGAAACAUCUUCAUGAAACCGAUUGGAUACAAACGAAGGAAUUUACUGACGUUAUAGAAAGAUAACAAAUAAAUACAUAUAUAAAUAGUGUAAAUAAAUAAUAUAUAAUAAUUAAAUAAUAAAGAAAAAAUUUUAUUUUCUUU
Leptopilina boulardi is the source of this 1200-nucleotide messenger RNA. RefSeq lists its product as uncharacterized. Gene Ontology annotation, molecular function: acyltransferase activity, transferring groups other than amino-acyl groups. Bases 235 to 1122 code for a protein of 295 amino acids. The record is from RefSeq and is a predicted model, not a curated record. The transcript is spliced from 4 exons. Lineage: Eukaryota; Metazoa; Arthropoda; Insecta; Hymenoptera; Figitidae.